This is a messenger RNA of Prorocentrum cordatum, 1443 nucleotides long. Lineage: Eukaryota; Dinophyceae; Prorocentrales; Prorocentraceae. The record is from the annotation of a GenBank genome assembly.
AGCGCCGCAGCCAUCCCGCGCCCCCGGCCUGCGGGGCAGGGGCGCUCCGGCGCUGCGCCGGCCAUGGCCGUGGCCGUUGCCAGCGGGCUGCGGGCACAGUGGACAUCGGGGCCAGCACGCGACGCUGGCAUGCGCAGGCAGUCGCGAUGCCUCGCGGCGUCGGCGGCCAUGCUGCUGGUCGCUCAGCUAAUCUGCUCCACCCGCUUCCACGCCGCGAUGCCAGGCUGGACCUUCGCUGGCUGCCGCGUGGCCGACCACUUUCAGCUGAGCGGAGACCGGCGACCUCGGACCGUCGCCAUGCAGGGCGGAAGAGGCACGCUCCGCUGGACGAUCGCGCAGGAUCCAAAGUACACGGGCUUGAUCGAAGUGCGGGACGUCCCAGACAGGUUCGGGCCGCAGGGCUCAGGAGCUCCGGCGGAGGCCAUCACGCACCACGAGGUCGUGCCGACCGGGGCGCUGCAGCGGUGGAAGUUCACCCAAAUGAACCUGAAGGGCUAUCUGCGGGCAUUCGUCCGUUUCCCUGGAAGAACACCAUGGAAGAGGAUCGGCGAGCUCUCUAGCACGACGGGUGACUUCGAGGAGGCUAUUCGCUGCCAGUGGACGCUGAUGCUCAGGCGCAGUUUCAAUUUGUACCCGAAAGUUAGAUUCUGGUUGCCUUCUGACCAACCCAUCGAGUUUGGGUACGCUGACGAGAACGCGGACAUCGUCAGCGUGAAAGACCCACUGCCAGAAGGUAUUUGGUCUCAGGACCUGAAGCAGAUGCUGAACAGAUGCGGCUUCCUCGGUGGCGAGAAGGAGAUGGUUUAUCAAAAAGGCCAGAAUGUGAGGAAGGCGAUGUGGGGCCCUCACGGUUUGAAGAAAGGCUGGCAUUUGACAGGCCGUAGUCAAUUGCAAUACCGCGAUCUACUCCGACAGCCCGAAAAUGCCCAAAAGUGGGCGAACAGGGCGAUCCAAAGGAACAAGUAUCAGGUGAAGGGCACGGGCAUCCGUGCGGUCGAUUGGUUUGGCGGCAUGGGCCGCUGGGCGGUGAAGUCGCACUUCCAGGGGGUGGUUGCCUCCAACAACGCGGGGUCGGUGCGGAAGACGAAGAAGCAGCUGAAGUACCCGAGCGGCGGGAGGGACAACGUGCAACGGAAGUGGCUGCAUAAUCGCGCGCUCCGCACAGCAAGGCCGCCAGAGGGGAUACCGCGUUCGGCCCCGAAGCGCCAGAACCUGGUCCCGAGCGAGGAUCCGAGGAGGAAGUGGUGAGCGGCCCGCGCGUGCUCCCGCGCCCGCGAGCGCGGGGGGGCAGGAGGGCAGGAGGGAGGCGGCAGCAGGAGCCGCCUCUUCGCGGCGGCGGCGCCUCUGGGAUCGCGCCGCGGGCGGAAACGGGGGCCGGCCGCCGCGGCGGCGGAGCGAAGGCUGGGCGCGGCCCCGGCUCAAGGAAGGGAGCGCUGGCUCGGG